AUGUUAGCUCUAACUCACCACGCUAGAACAAUAAACAAGAAGAUGAAAAUUCAAGUGUUUGUGUUCCUUUUGUUUCCUUUUGUCACUGUGUCCGAUGAUUCGGUUCCAUCAAGAAGUCCCUAUGCGAAAUAUGAGUCGAUCUUCAACUUUGGCGACUCACUGAGUGAUACUGGGAACUAUCUUGCAGUCGGUGCACCAGGACUUCCCCAGAUUGCUCACCUCCCUUAUGGAGAGACCUUCUUCGGAAAUGCGACUGGCCGCGCUUCAGACGGACGUCUCAUUGUUGAUUUUAUCGUAAGUGUUCAAGUUGGCUGGUUUAAGAAGUGGAAGUCCUCAAUCUGUACUACUAAACAAGAAUGUGAUAGCUACUUUAAGAAGUCGCUGUUCCUGGUGGGGGAGAUUGGUGGAAAUGACUACAACAUACCCUUCUUAUUUCUCGGAGCUUCCAUUGAACAAGUUCGACCCCUUGUGCCAUUGAUCAUCGAAGCUAUUAUUAAUGCCACCACAGCCCUAAUUGAAGAAGGAGCAGUAAACAUGGUAGUUCCUGGAAAUCUGCCAGCGGGUUGCGUACUGGCUUACUUGACCAGAUUUCAGAGUUCUAAUCAGUCGGACUAUAACCGAAUAACCGGGUGUGUGGACGCAUUUAACGAAUUUUCGAAGUAUCACAACCAAUUGCUCGUUGAAGCAUUGGAGACUCUAAGAGAGAAAUAUCCGCAAGCAAGGAUCAUGUAUGCAGACUACUACGGUGCUUCAAUUGGGUUCUAUUACACUCCAAAACUCUACGGAUUCUCUGGAGGGAGCAUUACAGCGUGUUGUGGAGGUCGUGGACCGUAUAAUUUCAAUAUCUCUAGCUUUUGCGGUGUGCCUGGCUCCACCGUUUGUAAAGAUCCAUCGACUUUUGCGAGCUGGGAUGGUGUUCAUUGGACAGAGGCUGCAUACCGGUACAUAGCGAAGGGAUUGGUUUAUGGUCCCUUCACUUCUCCACCUCUCUAG
Messenger RNA from Punica granatum (pomegranate), 993 nucleotides. The record is from RefSeq and is a predicted model, not a curated record. NCBI's taxonomy places the organism in Eukaryota, Viridiplantae, Streptophyta, Magnoliopsida, Myrtales, Lythraceae.